AUGGAAACACUGGGAGACAUAAACUCGGAACCGUCGGAAAACGUGUGGUUCAAUGCGCCAUGCAUUUCUGACCAGACGUGUCUCCUGCGACUGACGAACAUGGGUACUCGCAGGAUAAGUUUCACGAUUAAAGUGUGGAAGAACGGCGCCUUCGAGCCGCAAGCAGGCGGACGGUACAGCCUGAAGCCGAGGAACGGUGUACUGUGGCCGGACGAGAAGGUACUCAUAUUCCUUGCGGUGAAUCCAUUCCAGUUCGACGCCAGCGUGACGAUGGACGACCGAAUCGUGAUCAGAUGGUGUGAAAUCCCUGAACAAGGGGAUGCGUACAGCGAAAUGUGGAUGUUGACCGCGCCGAUCAUCCGUCAGAAGUUUUUACCUAUUUUGUACAACCCAUGA
Soboliphyme baturini is the source of this 396-nucleotide messenger RNA. The record is from the annotation of a GenBank genome assembly. NCBI's taxonomy places the organism in Eukaryota, Metazoa, Nematoda, Enoplea, Dioctophymatida, Soboliphymatidae.